Molecule: messenger RNA, 1080 nt
Organism: Macrosiphum euphorbiae (potato aphid)
Lineage: Eukaryota; Metazoa; Arthropoda; Insecta; Hemiptera; Aphididae
Source: the annotation of a GenBank genome assembly
AUGAGUAAUACUCAAAAACAAAAAAACACUUUAUUUUCUUAUUUUAGUACAAAUAAAAAAAUUUGUUUGGAAAAUGAUGAGGCUGCAUCUGAAGAAGAAGAACAUGAGUUAUUGCAAUCCACAUCAAAACCUAUUACAAAUAUAAAUGAUAUUGGUAAUAUCGUUGAUAAAUCGUUUUUAAAAGAUGCCGAUACAAAACUUGUGCUUACUAAUCUGUGGGUCCCAGAUACAAAGUAUAACUUUCCUAUACUUGAAUGCAAUAAAAAACGUGGACUGAAAUUCCAACAUAAGUGGCUUCAUGAAUUUAAAUGGCUUUGUUAUUCAGAAAUUAAAAGUGGUGCUUUCUGUAAACACUGUGUUUUAUUUGCAAAGAGUGGUGGUGUUGGAAGUCAAUCUUUGGGAAACUUAGUAACUGAACCCUUUACAAACUGGAAAAAGGCUAAAGAGGUUUUUCGAUAUCAUAUGAAUUGUAAAUAUCAUUUGUCAGCAGUUCUUGAUUCUGAGCAUUUUUUGAAGGUUUUAAACAAAGAAGAACCAUCUAUAAUCGAACGAAUUGAUCGAAAUAGAAUGACUCAAGUUGAAGAAAACCGCAAAAGACUUAGACCGAUUAUUGAAUGUAUAUUAUUAUGUGGCAGAGAAGAAUUAGCAUUACGUGGUCAUAAAGAUUUUGGUAGCAUUUCAGUUGAUGAAGAUGCUUUGAGACAAGGAAAUUUUCGGGCCAUACUUAAAUAUAGAGCAAAAGGUGAUGAUUUUUUACGAAGUAUUCUUGAGGGUCCAGGGAAAAGAAAUAAGUACACCAGUCCAACUAUCCAAAAUGAUAUAAUAGAGUCCUGUAAUACAAUACUAUUGAAAAAAAUUGCAAAAAAAGUGAACGAGUCUAAAUGUUUCUCGGUACUUGCCGAUGAAACCACAGAUAUUUCAACAAAAGAACAGCUUGCUAUUUGUGUAAGAUAUGUCAGUGAUGAUAACAUGUUGCAUGAAGAUUUUUUACAAUUUUUUGAGAUUGAAAGUCUGACUGGUGAAGCUUUGGCAAAUUCCAUAUUAAAUAUUAAUCAUGAUUUAUACUAUAGUAUUAAAUAA